CAUGAAGCUCUCAUGGGCGCAUCCCGUCGUCCUCAUUAGUCUGAUUAGCCUAUGGCUUUGGGCGUGCUUGACGGUGGCUCCAGUUUGGGGCGGGGAGGAUUACUACGCCAUCCUCGGGGUUGGGAAAGAGGCGAAUAAUCGUGAGAUCCGAAAGGCCUUCAAGAAGUUGGCACUCACCCAUCAUCCCGACAAGAGCAAGGAAGAAGACGCGCAAGAGACGUUCCUCAAGAUCAGCAAAGCCUACGAGACCCUGAAGGACGAGGAGAAGCGGAAACGCUACGACAAAUUCGGCGAAGAGGACGACGCCGAUGGAGGCAACCACCAUCCCCGAGGCGGGGGCCAACGCUACCAAUCCUGGAAUUAUUACCAUGACGAUUUCGGCUUGUACGACGACGAUAUCGAGAUCAUCACCUUGGACUAUCACGAUUUCCGUCGCAGUGUGUCCGAGAGUUUCAACUUCUGGUUCAUCAACUUUUACAGCCCACAAUGCGGGCAUUGUCAUGAUUUAGCGCCCACAUGGCGUCGAUUGGCGCGUCUCUUGGACGGGGUCAUUCGCGUGGGCGCGGUCAAUUGUCAGGACGACUUCAUGCUCUGCCGUCAACAGCACAUUCAAUCCUACCCGUCAUUGCUUUUUAUCGGUCCGGACGGCACGCAUCGAUAUCGGGGCGUCAAAGAGGAAGAGGAGCUCCUUACGUUCGUUGCCGACCAUGUACCCAAUCAAGUGUUUCUUCUCACCGAAGUCACCUUUCAAAAGUCCUUGGAGCGGGGUCGCUCUUCAAUACCUUGGUUGAUCAUCUUUUGUUGGAAAGACGAUUUCAAAUGCCCCGACCAGCAGCACCGGAAGCUCUUGGCCUACAUGCUCAGUGGGUUGGCCAAUGUGGGCUUACUGGAUUGUCAAAAGAACAAUCAGUUCUGCGACCAAUUCCAGGAUGGUCCUCGAACUGAAUCCAAGUUCGUUCUCUACCACAGUUUGAAGCAGGUGUUAAGCAAAAGCGAUGGGAUUGUACUCGACUCGUUCGAGUUCAAGGAUGUGGCCGAAGAGGUCAUGGAAAAGCUCCCCGCAGUCGAUCAUCUGGACGAAGAGACGUACGCCCAGCUUCGACUCAAAUUGGAAGACGGAAUGGGCGUGGGUUGGUUGAUUCAUUUUGUGUACGGUCCAGAUGGACGAACCAAACACGACAAAGUGAUCGGAUCGAAAAUCCCCCAACUCAAGUUUGGAGUAGUGGAUUGCAUGGAGCAAGCCAGCGCUUGUCGGGAGCUGGGUCUGAAGAAGCCGCAUUACGUGCUGUUCAAACGCGACGGCGCCUACGAAAUCUACCACGGUCGGGAGAGCCCCGAGGAUCUGGCUCAAUUUGCUCGUGUCGGCGCACAAGCGCGAACUAUGACCACCUUGGUUGGGUCAGACUUUCCCGACAUUCUCGAGUCUUCGGCCGUUUUUGUGGACUUUUUCGCUCCGUGGUGCCCGCCUUGUCUGAACUUGUUACCUGAGUUUCGCAAGGCAAGCCUGAAUAUUGGCGGUAGUAUCAUGUUUGGUACGGUGGAUUGUACCAUUCAUGUCGCCGUGUGCAAUCGCCACAACAUCCGCUCAUACCCGACCACCAUUUUUUUCAAUCAAAGCCAGCCGCAUUUUUAUCACGGAGAACAUUCGGCAGCUGCCUUGACGGACUUUGUUCACGAUGUGCUAAGGCCGUCGGUGGUGAAUCUAGAUUACUCCAUGUUCCAUCAGCUCGUGGAGCGAAAGGAGCCAGAUGAGAUGUGGCUCAUCGAUUUCUACGCUCCAUGGUGUGGUCCGUGUAUGCAACUAGCUCCAGAAUGGUCCAAGUUGGCCAAGGCGAUGAAGAAACUUCCCGAGGUGAAAGUUGGCAAAGUGGAUUGCACCAAAGAAGCGGAGCUUUGUAAACAGAACUUGAUUCGGAGCUAUCCAUCCAUUCGAAUGUUUCCCUUGGACUCCAGAGGAACAGAUCGCUAUUUGGUCUAUACUGGGUUUCAAAGAGAUGUCGCCACUCUUCGGACGUGGGUCAUGGAACAUUUACCCGAGUUGGUAGAGAAUUUCACGCCCUUCUUAUUUCGACAAGAGGUUGAACAUUCGGACAAACCUGCUCUUAUCGAUUUCUACACGCCGUGGUGUGGACACUGUCAGCAUUUCGCCCCUGUUUUCGAAGAAGUCGCUUUGGAUCUUCGAGGGGAAGUCAUAUCUGCCAAGAUCAAUUGCGAUCGCUUCCAAAAUCUGUGUCGAAGUCAAGGAGUGAAGGCAUAUCCUACCGUCAAAUAUUAUCCAGGUCUGUCGACCGAGGGCGUAGAACUACCCUCCCGCCAUCCUGAUGAGAUCGUCUCAUUCAUUCGGAGACAGAACAGGCUCAAAAAAUCGGAUACUGAAGAAACAAAAUCGUUUUCACAAGAACACGAUGAACUUUGACUUGUGAUCUCGAUCUGAUACUGCCAUUUGAGUGCACAACUGUUAUGAAAAUGCACUAAUCAUAUUAUGCCAAAACUUAUUUUAAAAAAGAAGAUCAAUUUACGCUCGAGUUUUCAGUUAUUACAUCAUGUUUAUUCCACAUAUCAUGAGGUUUAAAAGAAAGUCGAAUUAAUCCACUAUGGUCACUUCCUCCUUGACCAAAAACUCGACCACUUCCUCUUCCAUGACGGCGUUCUUGACCUCGAGCGUAUCCGUGUCCAUUCCAUUUCUCAAUUGGAUGCGCAUAUCUCGAUAGGCCUGGAAUUGCUCCAAUUUCUUGGCUCGGUAGGCCUUGUACUCGUCGUACUUGGCGCGACGCUUGUCUAUCAGUUCCUUGGAGGCCUUGGAAGAACGCAUCAUGUCUUGGGCUUCGAAAUCCACGGUGUACUUCUUGAAAUUCUUCUUGAUCUCCUUGACGUCCUUCUUGGUAAGAAGAGUGGGUGGGCGGGGUCGCCAAAGGAACUGACAGAACUUAUCGAGCUGGCAUCGUUUGAGAAUUUUGCCUUGGAAUGACCAGAGCCAGUAGGCGUUGUCAACCUUGUGGCCCCACCAGGACACGCCCGUCAUGACGUAGCGACCCGUGGGAUCCCACUCAACGUCCGUACACAUGAAGUGCUCGCCGGUGUUCAUGGUGG
Tigriopus californicus is the source of this 3090-nucleotide messenger RNA. Its product is annotated as dnaJ homolog subfamily C member 10-like. NCBI's taxonomy places the organism in Eukaryota, Metazoa, Arthropoda, Copepoda, Harpacticoida, Harpacticidae. The record is from RefSeq and is a predicted model, not a curated record.